Penicillium alfredii is the source of this 4095-nucleotide messenger RNA. It is a transcript of the gene tcsC, whose product is annotated as putative two-component osmosensing histidine kinase (Bos1). The record is from RefSeq and is a predicted model, not a curated record. Bases 1 to 4095 code for a protein of 1364 amino acids. Lineage: Eukaryota; Fungi; Ascomycota; Eurotiomycetes; Eurotiales; Aspergillaceae. Gene Ontology annotation, cellular component: membrane. The transcript is spliced from 2 exons. Gene Ontology annotation, molecular function: phosphorelay sensor kinase activity. Gene Ontology annotation, biological process: phosphorelay signal transduction system; cellular hyperosmotic response; phosphorylation.
AUGGCUGGCGCGGACGAGACUCUCGCGGCCGCGACGGCUGUCCUGCAGAAUCUGGCGAGAGAGGAGCCAACCCCCGGCUCUUCAUCGCCCCCAUUCAACUUUCAACUCCCUACUGCCAACGGUACAAAAUCAGCCAAGCUUCCCGGAGAACCCAGUCCCGCAAAGGCCGCCUUCGAAGCCGAGCUGGAGGCCUUGGUGCGCCGCGUGCACCAUCUGGAAUUCCAAGCUGUCAGUCACCACCAGUUCCCCGACCACCCCCAGCAGACCACCCUGUCUGCUGUCGGAUCCAACGAGAAGGACCCUGAUUUCUUGUGGACCUUUGGGCUCUCUCGCUUGUCGUCCGGUCAAGGUUCUGACUCUUCUUAUUGCCUCACACAGCAGCAAAAAUUGAAUCAACCCGAUCGGCGACAGCAGACCCCCUCGGGCUCGAAUGAACCCCACCCCGCAGGAGACAUUGACGAGGACGAAACCGACGAUGAAGAGGAGGGUGGGUCCCGCACCCGCGUCGUGCGCGAGGAGGACAUCAGUUACCUCCGCAAUCAUGUACAGAAGCAGGCCGAGGAGAUCAGUUUUCAGAAGGACAUCAUCGCCCAGGUCCGCGAUGAAUUGCAAAAACAGGAAGAGCACACUCGCCGUGCUCUCACCAAGGUCGAAAACGAGGAUGUUGUCCUUCUCGAACGCGAAUUACGCAAGCACCAGCAGGCCAACGAGGCUUUCCAAAAAGCUCUACGGGAAAUCGGCGGAAUCAUCACCCAGGUUGCUAAUGGUGACCUGUCCAUGAAAGUCCAAAUUCACCCCCUGGAGAUGGACCCCGAAAUCGCCACUUUCAAACGCACGAUCAACACCAUGAUGGACCAACUGCAAGUUUUCGGUAGCGAGGUAUCUCGUGUCGCUCGCGAGGUCGGUACUGAGGGAAUACUCGGAGGGCAGGCUCAGAUCACCGGUGUCCAUGGUAUCUGGAAGGAACUUACGGAAAACGUGAAUAUUAUGGCCAAGAACCUGACGGAUCAAGUGCGAGAGAUUGCGGCCGUUACCACGGCCGUGGCGCACGGAGAUCUCAGCCAAAAGAUUGAGAGCCGUGCCCAGGGUGAAAUCUUGGAACUGCAACAGACGAUCAACACCAUGGUGGACCAACUCCGGACAUUUGCAACAGAAGUAACACGAGUCGCGCGUGAUGUCGGUACGGAAGGUGUACUCGGCGGACAAGCCCAAAUCGAGGGUGUCCAGGGCAUGUGGAACGAACUGACGGUUAAUGUCAACGCAAUGGCCAACAAUCUAACCACCCAGGUGCGAGAUAUCGCUACGGUCACGAAGGCUGUAGCAAAGGGUGAUCUGACGCAGAAAGUGCAAGCCAACUGCAGGGGAGAAAUUGCAGAGCUGAAGAACAUUAUCAAUUCCAUGGUGGACCAACUACGGCAAUUCGCACAGGAAGUGACCAAGAUUGCUAAAGAGGUCGGUACCGACGGUGUCCUGGGAGGCCAGGCCACGGUAAAUGAUGUUGAGGGCACUUGGAAGGAUCUGACUGAGAAUGUGAACCGGAUGGCCAACAACCUGACCACCCAGGUGCGUGAGAUCGCUGAUGUCACCACCGCUGUCGCCAAGGGUGAUUUGACCAAGAAGGUCACCGCCAACGUCCAGGGUGAAAUCUUGGACCUCAAGAGCACUAUCAACGGCAUGGUGGACCGGCUGAAUACCUUCGCCUUUGAAGUCAGUAAGGUGGCCCGUGAAGUCGGCACAGACGGAACGCUGGGAGGUCAAGCGAAGGUGGACAACGUUGAAGGAAAAUGGAAGGAUUUAACCGACAAUGUGAACACCAUGGCGCAAAAUUUGACGUCUCAGGUGCGGAGUAUCUCCGAUGUCACCCAGGCCAUUGCCAAGGGUGACCUCAGCAAGAAGAUUGAGGUGCAUGCCCAGGGAGAGAUCUUGACGCUCAAGGUGACCAUCAAUCACAUGGUUGGUCGACUGGCCAAGUUUGCCAUGGAACUGAAGAAGGUCGCCCGCGAUGUCGGCGUCGAUGGCAAAAUGGGUGGACAAGCCAACGUGGAAGGCAUUGCAGGGACAUGGAAGGAGAUCACCGAGGACGUGAACACCAUGGCCGAAAACUUAACGUCCCAAGUCCGUGCAUUUGGCGAAAUCACGGAUGCCGCCACCGACGGAGAUUUCACCAAACUCAUUACGGUCAACGCGUCUGGUGAGAUGGACGAGUUAAAACGCAAGAUCAACAAAAUGGUGUCGAACCUGAGAGACAGUAUUCAACGAAACACUGCUGCCAGGGAAGCCGCCGAACUUGCUAACCGCACCAAAUCCGAGUUCCUGGCCAAUAUGUCCCACGAGAUCCGAACCCCAAUGAACGGUAUCAUCGGAAUGACGCAAUUGACGUUGGAUACGGAUGAUCUGAAGCCAUACACCCGAGAAAUGCUGAACGUUGUGCACAACCUGGCAAACAGCUUGUUGACGAUCAUCGACGACAUUCUUGAUAUCUCCAAGAUCGAGGCGAACCGUAUGGUGAUCGAGAGCAUCCCAUUUACAGUCCGGGGCACCGUCUUCAAUGCUCUCAAGACAUUGGCCGUGAAGGCGAAUGAGAAGUUCCUCAGCCUGACCUACCAGGUGGACAACACCGUUCCGGACUAUGUCAUUGGCGAUCCAUUCCGUCUACGCCAGAUCAUCCUCAACUUGGUCGGCAACGCCAUCAAGUUCACGGAACAUGGUGAGGUUAAACUCACUAUUCGCAAGUCCGAUCGGGAGCAAUGCACGACCAACGAGUACGCCUUUGAGUUUUCCGUCUCUGACACCGGUAUUGGAAUUGAGGAAGAUAAGCUCGAUUUGAUCUUCGACACUUUCCAGCAAGCCGAUGGCUCAACCACCCGUAGGUUUGGUGGCACGGGAUUGGGUCUUUCGAUUUCUAAGCGCCUUGUGAACCUGAUGGGUGGUGAUGUCUGGGUUACCUCUGAAUAUGGCCACGGAAGCACAUUCCACUUCACCUGUGUGGUAAAGCUUGCGGAUCAAUCCUUGAAGGUCAUUUCCUCUCAGCUAUUGCCCUACAGGAACCAUAGGGUGCUGUUCAUCGACAAGGGCCAGAACGGGGUUCAAGCAUCCAAUGUGAUGAAGAUGCUCAAGAAGAUUGAGCUCGAGCCGCUGGUGGUGCGCAACGAAGAGCAUGUCCCACCACCUGAAAUCCAAGAUCCAUCAGGAAAGGAGUCGGGUCACGCAUACGAUGUCAUUAUCGUGGACUCGGUCGACACGGCUCGGAUCCUGCGAACAUUUGACGAAUUCAAGUACAUCCCCAUCGUGCUCGUCUGUCCUCUGGUCUGCGUGAGCUUGAAAUCAGCUCUGGAUCUCGGUAUCAGCUCGUACAUGACUACACCAUGCCAGCCAAUCGAUCUCGGUAACGGUAUGCUUCCGGCCUUAGAAGGUCGUUCGACACCCAUCACCACCGACAACUCCCGUUCCUUCGACAUUCUUCUUGCAGAGGAUAACGACGUCAACCAACAGCUGGCGAUGAAGAUUCUCCAGAAGCACAACCACAACGUCUUUGUUGUCGGCAAUGGCCUGGAGGCCUUGGAAGCAGUGAAGAAACGCCGCUACGAUGUGAUUCUGAUGGACGUUCAAAUGCCGGUCAUGGGUGGAUUUGAAGCCACGGGCAAGAUUCGCGAGUAUGAGCGCGAGAGCGGCCUCCAGCGAACACCAAUAAUUGCGCUUACGGCUCACGCCAUGCUGGGUGACCGUGAGAAGUGUAUCCAGGCUCAGAUGGACGAAUAUCUGUCCAAGCCACUGAAGCAGAACCAGAUGAUGCAGACCAUCCUGAAAUGCGCGACUCUUGGUGGCUCACUGCUGGAGAAGAGCAAGGAGUCGAGGAUUUCGAGUAGCGGGGAAAUGCACCCCAUCCACUCCUCUGUCUCCUCUGAUAACCAGAACCAGCAGCAGCGACCCCAAAAGCAGCAGCAGCCGCUGCCCACACCGCCGCGGCCUGGCAUGGAUACCCGGGCCAUCACCACUUCGGGACCCAUUGGCCGUGGCAGUGUCGUCAGUCCCGCAGAAGACAAGGACGAGGAGAUGAUUGACGACCGGUCUCUGCUGCGAUCCAACAGCACCUGA